AGUUGGCUGACCACCUUCCCAGAAUAGUAGGUUCCAAACACCCCUAUCUAUCUCUCUUGAAUUCCGCCUGCAUCAUUUCCCCAGUUUGACUCCCGUUGGCGGCUUAUCUGGGUAGAUUGGUAGAAAGGAGGAUUCCCAUAGUUUAGGGUUUGGGGAGAAGUUAAGUAGGUUAUUCACACCAAUUAGCGCAUUCCUCUGAUCUUCGUACCCAAUAUACAGGCCUAGGCAGCGCGAGAGCGAGAGGUUCGGUAAUCACUCGCUCAUCCAUUCGCUCAUUACGGCAGAGUGCUGAGUACUAUGGGUGUCAUUUCGGCAGCGAUCGGCGAUGCGGUGUUGACCUUCAUGUGGGUCUUCUCCGCCUCCACACUCGGUGUCGCUACAUCCGUUGUCGCCUCCGCGCUUGGAGUUGUCCAUCCGUUGGUGUCUCUCUUCAUCACCACCUCCAUGUUAUUCGUCCUCUUGUUCGUUUUCGGUAUUCUAAGCGAUGUCCUCGGCGGCGCCAGCUUUAACCCCACCGGUAUUGCUUCGUUUUACGCUGCUGGCUUCGGUAGUGACUCUCUCAUUUCCGCUGCCGUCCGUUUUCCCGCUCAGGCUGCUGGUGCUGCUGCUGGUGCAAUUGCGAUACUGGAAGUAAUCCCUCCACAUUACAAACAUAUGAUUGGUGGGCCUUCUUUGAAGGUUGAUGUUCACACAGGAGCCAUUGCAGAGGGUGUCUUGACUUUCAUCAUGUCCUUUAUUGUCUUUAUUGUCGUUCUGAGGGGUCCUAAAAAUUCAUUUGUCAAGAAUUGGUUGCUUGCCAUAUCAACCAUUACUCUAGUAAUUGCUGGUUCUAGCUAUACAGGACCUUCUAUGAAUCCUGCUAACGCAUUUGGCUGGGCUUACUUAAACAAUAUGCACAAUACGUGGGAGCAGUUCUAUGUGUACUGGAUUUGCCCCUUCAUUGGAGCAAUAUUAGCAGCUUGGAUUUUUCGUGCUGUGUUUCCACCCCAAGUGAAGCCCAAGAAGCAACCGAAAGCAAAGAAAAACUGAAAAGGAUGGUUCGAAUCGAUGGUAGGAGUUUAGGUCGCGUUUACAUUUAUGAUUGGCUAAAUUCACCCCUUGUAAAUGGAGUGUGUGUUUUAGGUUGCUUAUUGAACUAGAGGCUUCAUCCAAUAAAUAUCUCGUCGUUUGUAUUGUAAUGGCAUGCCUCAUAAAAUUAUUUAUAUGAUGAACUGUCCAAGAGAUUUUGUUUUGCAGA
Cuscuta europaea is the source of this 1237-nucleotide messenger RNA. NCBI's taxonomy places the organism in Eukaryota, Viridiplantae, Streptophyta, Magnoliopsida, Solanales, Convolvulaceae. The record is from the annotation of a GenBank genome assembly.